AUGCCGACUCCUGAGCCGGGGCCUGCAGCAGAGGAGGAGGAGGUGCAGAGCUGCGAGGAAGGAACCAGCGCCAACAAGAUGGAGAUGGAAAGCACCACCACCAACAUCCUGGCCUCUGUCAAAGAGCAGGAGCUCCAGUUUGAACGUCUGACCAGAGAGCUUGAGGUGGAACGGCAGAUCGUGGCCAAUCAACUGGAGCGCUGCAGGUUGGGGGCGGAGUCUCCAGGUGCUGCCACUGACAGUUCCUCUGAGAAAUCUCUGCUGUGGAGGUCAGCAGACUCUUCGGCGGCAGGUUUGUCCAAGCUGCAUGCCUCAGAUGACUGCCCUUCACCUACUUUCGCAAUUAGAGGGCAAAGGUCACCCUAUUCACCUGAACUGGAGCAAAUCUCCCUGCAUGAAAGGUCAGCAGCAAACUCACGCAGCUCAACACAGAUGAACUCGUAUUCAGACAGUGGCUAUCAGGAAGUGAGUGGUUACUAUAGCAACCUAGUGACCCCCAGGAGGUCAGAGGGACGGUCCCAGUCGACAAGCUCCGCCCCUAGUUUCAGUCCGAGCCUGGCCAUGGGGUCCAGGGCUGAGGGACAGGCGCUAGCGCAGAUGUCAGGUGGCCGUGUAAUGAGGCGUGUCAGUUCAGUGCCCUCUCGUGCCUCGUCUCCCGUCUACGCCCCCUCCCCGUCACCUUCUCGCCCUACCUUGGGAAGCCCUUACGGUUCGCCCAUCAUCUCUGAGCCCCGCCCACUGCCCAGCAUCUUCCCUGGCACCACGCUCCCUCCGUCCUCCGACCCGCUCCAGUCUGCGUAUCCUGGGCACCACAGGGACGGCAUGAGCUCCCCGACUCUGCUGCGCUCUGGCAUGACGGCGCAGCCACAGCACUACGGGACGCUGGGAAAACAUGACGCACAGGCAUACGACAACACACAUUCCUCGUUCGGGGCACGGGCAUACGAUUUCUUCGAGAGGAUCGUUCUUUCCAGACCAGACAGUCUUACAGGCCUGCAGAGCUCCUAUAGCCAACACAGCCAGCUUGGCCAGGAAACCCGAUCUCCGGACCACCACGGAGCCUCUGUCUAUGACGACAGAACCUUCCAAAACCCGCUGUACCAGAGCCCGACCCAUGGCUCUCAGAGCGGCCUGUCCAGGAACACGGGGUUAGGGACUCUGCCGAGGACCACUAGUCAGUGUAGUACCCUGCACUACCAGAGGGGGGCGUACUCCGUGCCCUCGCACACUGACACCUAUCGUGCCACCCUUUACCGAUCAACGGAGUCCAACUACAGCAGGCACGCAGUCGGCGGCAUCAACAACAACGUCGUUGCCACGCGAUCGCCAUCGAUAGACAGCAUUCACAAAGAUCCUCGGGAGUUUGCGUGGAGAGACCCCGAAUUGCCGGAGGUCAUCCGCAUGCUGCAGCAUCACUUCCCCUCAGUGCAGGCCAACGCUGCAGCCUAUAUUCAGCACCUGUGCUACGGAGAUAACCGCAUUAAGACUGAGGUGUGCCGGCUCGGGGGAAUUCAGCAUUUGGUCGAUCUCCUGGAUCACAAGGUUCUGGAGGUGCAGCGCAGUGCAUGCGGCGCUCUCAGGAACCUGGUGUUCGGCAAAGCCACCGACGACAACAAAGUGUGUGUGAGGAACGCCGGAGGAAUCCCGGCCCUGCUCCGGCUGCUGAGGAAAACCUCGGAAUCUGACGUGCGGGAGCUUGUGACUGGCGUGUUGUGGAACUUGUCGUCGUGUGAUGCUGUGAAGAUGACAAUCGUGCGCGACGCUCUCGGACCUCUCACCAACACGGUGAUUAUCCCUCACUCGGGCUGGGGCGCUGCCCCUCAGAGAGAGGACCACAAGCUCAAACUGCACUCCUCUGUGGUGCUGAGGAACACAACCGGAUGCCUCAGAAACCUGAGCUCGGCCGGUGAAGAGGCCCGCAGGCAGAUGCGCUGCUGUGAGGGUCUGAUCGAUUCCCUGCUAUACAUCAUCAAAACGUGUGUCAACACCUCAGACUUCGACAGCAAGAUUGUGGAAAACUGCGUGUGCACGCUGAGGAACCUGUCGUAUCGUCUCGAACUGGAGAUGCCACCCUCUCGGCUGAUGGGCACGCAGGAACUGGACGCGCUCCUGGGUAACGAUACGUCCAGCAAGCAAAUGGACUUCAUCUGCUGGGGUUUGAGGAAGAAGAAGAAGAAGAGGUCCUGGCAGGAUCAGCAGUGGGACGGUGUUGGACCCAUCCCAGGAUUCUCUGGGAGUCCGAAGGGGGCAGAGAUGCUUUGGCACCCGUCGGUUGUGAAGCCUUACCUCACCCUGCUGGCCGAGAGCUCGAACCCGGCCACGCUGGAGGGGGCAGCUGGGUCCUUACAAAAUCUCUCAGCAGGGACCUGGAGGUUUGCAGCUUAUAUCCGAGCAGCGGUGCGUAAGGAGAAGGGUUUGCCCAUUCUGGUUGAGUUGCUGAGGAUGGAUAAUGACAGGGUGGUGUGCUCCGUGGCUACGGCGUUGCGCAACAUGGCUCUGGAUGCCAGGAACAAAGAGCUGAUUGGGAAAUACGCCAUGCCGGAUCUGGUGACUCGCCUCCCGGGUCACGGUCCCUCGCUGCUCUCUGAUGAAACGGUAGCGGCGGUGUGCUGUGCCCUUCACGAGGUCACCAGCAGGAACAUGGAGAACGCGCGCGCACUCGCCCAAGUGGGCGGCAUCGAUAAACUCGUCAGCAUCAGCCGAGGUCGCGGGGAGAGAUAUUCCAUGAAGGUGGUGAAAGCUGCAGCGCAGGUUCUGAACACGCUGUGGCAGUACAGAGAUCUGCGCAACAUCUAUAAAAGGGACGGGUGGAACCAAAACCAUUUCAUCACUCCGGUGUCGACUCUGGAGCGAGACCGGUACCGAUCCCAACCCACGCUUCCUACGAGCAACUUACAGAUGUCACCUGUCAUCCAAUCAGGUGGUAGCGCCACUUCCUCCCCGGCUAUGUUAGGAAUAAGAGAGCAUCGGUUGAGUAAGAGGAGGGCUCAGUCUUCUAUGCAACUUCAUAACUAUUACGGAGAUGCCAACAGAAACAAAACUCUGUACACAGGGUCAGGAAAGCAUUCUGCCUAUUUCAUAAGCUCUUACCCCUCUCCUUCCCAUGAGGAACCUCACAGGUCACAGCUCGGACAGCUGUACUACUCAGACGAGCCGACUCAAAGGUCCUACGACACAUAUGGAAUGUACUUGGGGUCUCCGAUGGGUUACGACGACCCGUACCUGGACGAGCCGCUUCACUAUCCUGUCGUAAGCGAGAGGCAGGCGCUCAAGCGCAACACCAACUACGUGGACUUUUACUCCACCACACGCAGGCCUUCCUACCGCGCUCAGACCUACCCCGCAUCUCCAGACUCAUGGGUGUAGGCACGAGUGUGUGUGUGUGUGUGUGUGUGUGUGUUACAUCUAUCUGGUCAUGGUGAGAAGAUUUUAAUGCAGAAUUUAUCCCUACAAAGUUGUGCAAUGAAGGGAAUACCGAAGU
Messenger RNA from Neoarius graeffei (lesser salmon catfish), 3481 nucleotides. RefSeq names its product plakophilin 4 (gene pkp4). NCBI's taxonomy places the organism in Eukaryota, Metazoa, Chordata, Actinopteri, Siluriformes, Ariidae. The coding region runs from base 1 to 3366 and encodes 1121 amino acids. The transcript has 21 exons. Gene Ontology annotation, molecular function: cadherin binding. The record is from RefSeq and is a predicted model, not a curated record. Gene Ontology annotation, biological process: cell-cell adhesion; cell-cell junction assembly. Gene Ontology annotation, cellular component: adherens junction; nucleus; plasma membrane.